Molecule: messenger RNA, 1184 nt
Organism: Juglans microcarpa x Juglans regia
Lineage: Eukaryota; Viridiplantae; Streptophyta; Magnoliopsida; Fagales; Juglandaceae
Product: protein BASIC PENTACYSTEINE7-like
Exons: 3
Coding region: 98-985 (295 amino acids)
Biological process (GO): response to ethylene
Cellular component (GO): nucleus
Molecular function (GO): DNA-binding transcription factor activity; sequence-specific DNA binding
Source: RefSeq, a predicted model, not a curated record
CUUCUUGGUCUUCAAUUUUUUUUUUUUUGGAAAAAAAGGCAAAAAAAAAAAAAAAAAAGGCAUAUAAUGUUUACUCUACUGUUUGAAGCUUGCUUUGAUGUCUAGUCUUGAUGGGUUUCCUUUUCUCAGUCCGGCUUUCUUGAAAGAUAAAAGCUUGGGUGGUGCAUGUGCGAGUCUGUUGCAUGACGACCAUCAAAUACGAGUGGCCCAUCAUAUCAUAUCAAGCCCUCACGAAGGGACUCUCCAAGAUGAUGCAGUGCUGAGACAUCACGUACUUGCGAAGAUGGGGACCUACUCCAAUAGAAACCCUAUGAUACCUGAAGCUACAGCAGGGGCGUCUGUUCCACAUUUUACCUGGUUUUAUCCCGGGAGUUUUCUCUCUGCAUCAAAAACCAGCUCAAAUCCUUUUCAAGGAGUCCAAUUAAACCCGCAACCUAAUCUUCCUGUUGGCCCCAUUCGAACCAUUGCUGUCACACCUGAACCAGUGAACGAUAUCGACUCAGCAACUAAACCUGCCAAAGGUGGAAAACUUAAGAAUUCUGUGAAGGGUUCUAACCAGGUUGCAUCUAAGGUUUUCAGACCAAAGCAAACCAAAAAGACUCCUAAAACAACAAAGGGAAAAAGUAUGCCUGAAGGAAAACGAGAAAAGAAGAUUCUGAAUAAUAUUCAUAUGGAGAAAGCAGACUUUGAUUUCUCCAGGGUGCCUCCUCCCUACUGUUCUUGUACAGGUGUUGCCAGAUUGUGCUACAAAUGGGGAGCUGGUGGAUGGCAAUCUUCAUGUUGCACCAUUAACAUAUCAGAAUAUCCUCUGCCCAUGAGUUCUACAAGACCUGGGGCUCGUGUGGCUGGGAGGAAGAUGAGCAACGGAGCAUAUGGGAAACUUCUACUGAGACUUGCAGCUGAGGGUUGUGAUCUUACUCAUCCAGUUGACUUGAAGGACCAUUGGGCAAGACACGGUACCAACAAGUUUGUUAUAAUCAAGUAGAGCUGUGGAGAAAAGGAUAGUUAAAUAUUUGUUAGUGGCUAUCAUUAUUCCCAUGUUUCUUGUAGAUCUAGUUUAUUGCUGAAUCAUAGUUAAUCAAAUUAAUUAUCUGGAUAUUAGUCUCUCUGAAGUUUUCUAGAAUCUAGAACUUAUUUGGAACAAAAUGCUGCUUCAAAUAGGGCGAACUCUUCUUAUAACUUCA